AAGAAAGUGUCACGCAUGCGUGGUUUGACGUCACAUGAGUCCGAGUGAAUGAAGGGCAAAGAUGGCGGCCUCUUCUAAGAAGGUGUUCGAGGUGUUCGUGUCUAAAAUCCCGUGGACUGUAGCCGGCAAGGAGAUGAAGGAGUACUUUGGACAGUUUGGAACAGUGAAGCGGUGUCUCCUACCAUUUGACAAAGAGACCGGUUUCCACAGAGGGUUCUGCUGGGUCGGGUUCUCCACAGAGGAGGGACUCUGCAAUGCACUUGAGAAGGACCCUCAUAUUCUGGAAGGAUCAAAGCUUCAGGUUCAGAGGAACAGACGUCCUUUUACAGGACAGAAGUCCUCCAGAGAUGUUGAUAUGGACUGAACCGUGGUGGUUCUGCUGUGAGGAUGAAACCAGCGAGAUGUUCUGUUCCAGGAUGGUGAAGACUGAUGUGUGAAUACGUCAGCUAACGUCUCAUAGUUCUGUGCUUGUGCUCCCUGUGAAACUGGUGCCCAUUAAAGUUUUAUAUUUACUGUAAUAGUUAUAACAUCCCAUCAUGCUGGGUUCAUCUGCCCUGUGUCUGCUAAUAAACAUGUUUAAUUGUCUGGUU
This is a messenger RNA of Nothobranchius furzeri (turquoise killifish), 590 nucleotides long. RefSeq names its product SRA stem-loop interacting RNA binding protein (gene slirp). NCBI's taxonomy places the organism in Eukaryota, Metazoa, Chordata, Actinopteri, Cyprinodontiformes, Nothobranchiidae. The record is from RefSeq and is a predicted model, not a curated record. Gene Ontology annotation, molecular function: RNA binding.